This is a messenger RNA of Meriones unguiculatus (Mongolian gerbil), 3680 nucleotides long. RefSeq names its product POU class 2 homeobox 2 (gene Pou2f2). Gene Ontology annotation, molecular function: DNA-binding transcription factor activity, RNA polymerase II-specific; RNA polymerase II cis-regulatory region sequence-specific DNA binding. Bases 54 to 2195 code for a protein of 713 amino acids. Gene Ontology annotation, cellular component: nucleus. The transcript is spliced from 16 exons. Lineage: Eukaryota; Metazoa; Chordata; Mammalia; Rodentia; Muridae. The record is from RefSeq and is a predicted model, not a curated record. Gene Ontology annotation, biological process: regulation of transcription by RNA polymerase II.
CGCGGAGGGGCGGAGAGUGACACACUGUUCCCCAGCCCUGGCGGGCGGGCAGCAUGGUUCGCUCCAGCAUGGGGGCCCCAGAAAUAAGAAUGUCUAAACCCCUGGAGGCCGAGAAGCAAAGCCUGGACUCCCCGUCAGAGCACACAGACGCGGAAAGAAAUGGACCCGACGUCAACCAUCAGAACCCGCAGAAUAAGGUUUCCCCGUUCUCUGUGUCCCCGACUGGCCCCAGCACCAAGGUGGGCAUUCUCUCUGGCCUCCACUUAACAUUCUGGGGUCCCGGACCCUGCCUCUCUCCUCCCCAGAUCAAGGCUGAAGACCCCAGCGGCGACUCAGCCCCCGCAGCACCCCCGACCCCCCAGCCGGCUCAGCCUCAUCUGCCCCAGGCCCAACUCAUGUUGACGGGCAGCCAGCUCGCUGGGCUCACAGCGCUGAUGCCUGCCCAGCAGCAGCUUCUCCUGCAGCAAGCGCAGGCCCAGCUGCUGGCCGCCGCGGUCCAGCAGUCCAGCGCCGCUGCCAACGCCGCUGCCGCCGCCGCCGCCGCCUCCUCCGCCUCCUCCGCCUCCGCCUCCUCCGCCUCCGCCUCGCAGACCCCAGCCUCCUCUGGGGGAGGCGACCUGCCGCCAUCACAGCCUGCCAGCCAGCCCCCAACGACCCCACAGCUCACCUUGUCCCAACCCAUCCAGCUCACAGCACAGGACAUUCAGCAGCUCCUCCAGCUGCAGCAGCUGGUGCUGGUCCCCGGCCACCACCUCCAGCCGCCCGCUCAGUUCCUGCUGCCGCAGGCCCAGCAGGGCCAGCCAGGCCUGCUCCCGACGCCAAAUCUAUUCCAGCUACCUCAGCAAACCCAGGGAGCGAUCCUGACCCCCCAGCCUCGGACGGGACUCCCCACACAGGCUGUGACUCGCCCCACGCUGUCCGACCCGCACCUCUCACACCCGCAGCCCCCAAAAUGCUUGGAGCCGCCAUCCCACCCGGAGGAGCCCAGCGACCUGGAGGAGCUGGAGCAGUUCGCUCGCACCUUCAAGCAACGCCGCAUCAAGCUGGGCUUCACGCAGGGCGACGUGGGCCUGGCCAUGGGCAAGCUCUAUGGCAAUGACUUCAGCCAGACCACCAUCUCCCGCUUCGAGGCCCUCAACCUGAGCUUCAAGAACAUGUGCAAACUGAAGCCCCUGCUGGAGAAGUGGCUCAACGACGCCGAGACUAUGUCCGUGGACUCAAGCCUACCCAGCCCAAACCAGCUGAGCAGCCCCAGCCUGGGGUUCGACGGGCUGCCGGGCCGGAGGCGCAAGAAGAGGACCAGCAUCGAGACCAAUGUCCGUUUCGCCUUAGAGAAGAGUUUCCUAGCGAACCAGAAGCCUACCUCAGAGGAGAUCCUGCUGAUCGCCGAGCAGCUGCACAUGGAGAAGGAAGUGAUUCGCGUGUGGUUCUGCAACCGGCGCCAGAAGGAGAAGCGCAUCAACCCCUGCAGCGCGCCGCCCAUGCUGCCCAGCCCCGGGAAGCCGGCCAGCUACAGCCCUCACCUGGUCACACCCCAAGGGCCCCCAGGGACCUUACCACUGUCCCAAGCUUCUAGCAGUCUGAGCACAACAGUUACUACCUUAUCCUCAGCUGUGGGGACGCUCCACCCCAGCCGGACAGCAGGAGGGGGUGGGGGCGGGGGCGGAGCUGCGCCCCCUCUCAACUCCAUCCCCUCUGUCACCCCCCCGCCCCCGGCCACCACCAACAGCACAAACCCGAGCCCUCAAGGCGGCCACUCGGCUCUGGGCUUGUCGGGCCUGAGCCCCAGCACCGGAAGCACAAUUGUGGGGUUGAGCUCGGGGCUGAGUCCAGCCCUCAUGAGCAACAACCCUUUGGCCACCAUCCAAGCCCUGGCCUCUGGUGGAACACUGCCCCUUACCAGCCUUGACGGCAGCGGGAGCCUGGUGCUGGGGGCGGCCGGUGCGGCCCCGGGGAGCCCUGGCCUGGUGACCUCGCCUCUCUUCCUGAACCACGCCGGGCUGCCCCUGCUCAGCGCCCCGCCAGGCGUGGGCCUGGUGUCGGCGGCGGCCGCGGCCGUGGCAGCCUCCAUCUCCAGCAAGUCUCCUGGCCUGUCCUCAUCCUCUUCAUCCUCGGCGUCCUCCACUUGCAGUGAAGUGGCAGCACAGACCCCUGGAGGCCCGGGGGGGCCCGAGGCAGGGGCCAAGGCUGAGUGAGAGCCCACCAGGCCUCCCCUCCCACUCCGCUGACGACCCCACCCCACCUUGCUCUCCAGCUCAGGAGAGGGCGAGGAGGCUGGUGGGAGACACAGUGGAUCUUCGGAGCAGGAGUGACAAAGGAGGAAGACCAAAAAUCCAACCAAAAAGAAAAAAAGAAAGAAACCAACCAACACAAAAGGAAACCAAAAAUAUUCACAACAGAAACCAGCUUCCCUAAAGGAACCACAGAUGAAAAACAAGUGAACAAAAACCAAACACCCCCAAGCCAACCCCACCCCCAAGUCAAACAAACCAAAAACCAGUCUCGAGCCAGAUCUUGGAGUGCUCACUGCUAAGACACCAAAUAAGAACCCUCAGCCAGGAACGGAGCAGCCUCCGGCAGGCCGGACCUCAUGCCGCGGAGCCCGCCCUGGCUGUGGGGCCAACUCCCAACCCCACCCCCCUGGGGGUGGGCAGAGAACGGACCAGAGAAUGUGCCAGCCUGCUGGCCUAGCCUCAGCCCUGGGCCAGCGGAGACAGGGCAUUGCCUGGGGCAGGAGCCACCUGCCAAAUGGUCUUUUCCAGAAGGUAAAGAGGGAAAGGACCGGAACAACCUUACACCAAAUAUUCAGUAGCUUCAUCCAAAGGAUGUACAGAAUUUUUAGCGUUGCGCUCAACAGAAUGUGUGUCCCUUCCAUGUGUCCCCUCUCCCCUGCCCCCAGCUCUCCCUGACAGGGCAGGGGUCUCGCUUUAACCCACCCCACCCCUGGCCUGGGGAGAGUUCAGAGGAAGGCCUGGGAACGGGCUUUUUUUGUUCCCUGUUCCUCCCCUUUCCCUUGAAGGGUGGGCUAGGCCAUUUUUGCCAAGUUCCAGCUCCCAAAAGGUCCUCCCCACCCCACCCCCCUUUUGAUGUUCUGGAGUGUGUCUCCUCCCCAGGCUAUGGGAAGGUGGUCACCUCAAGCAGAGGGGGGUGAAGGGAGGGCAUCCAAGUUGUCUUUCCAUCCUGUCCGUCAGUUUCCCUGAAAAGAAAAUCAUAUUCCAGUGCCUAUCCGUGGGAUCUCACGCCCUCUAACAUUAACCAGAAACCAAAAAGAUUAACUUGCCUCUGUCCGCCCGCCCUGCGCCCCUCUGACGCUGGCAGAUGCCUCUCCCUCCCCACCCUUCAGUGCACACACCCAGUGGUCGGCUCCUCCGGAUGGCAUCUCCCUCAGGGUCCACACGGUGGUGACUUGGCCGUGACCUGUGUUUGCCCAUGCAAGCGGGCACCAUGGCAGCCACCGCUCCCAUGAGUCUUGGCUGGACCCUGUAUUUGCCUAGCCCUGGACACAUCUCACAGUGGACAGAGGAGACGCUGCGGGGAGCCACCUUUGCCGUCCUGCUAUCAUGGAGGCCAACAAAGUUUUGAACCAAAACAAAAAAACAAAAACAAAAAAACAAAAAAAAACCCACAAAAAAACAAAAACAGAAAACCAAACAAACAAUAAAUUAAACUAGAAAAAAGAA